GCGUGGAAUUAACGCCAAUAUACUAACGGAGAGUUAACGGCUGUUACGUCUGCCGUCAAUUCCGUCUCUUAUAAAAUCUAGAUUUCGUUCUUUUGGAAUCGAGGACAGCUCGAGAUCUGCAAAUCGCUCUCUCUCUCUUAAACAUACAAAGAUGGGGCUGUCUUUCACGAAGCUUUUCAGUCGGCUUUUUGCCAAGAAAGAGAUGCGUAUUCUUAUGGUGGGUCUUGAUGCUGCGGGUAAGACCACUAUUCUGUACAAGCUCAAGUUGGGAGAGAUCGUCACCACCAUUCCUACCAUUGGAUUUAAUGUGGAGACUGUGGAAUAUAAAAACAUUAGCUUCACCGUGUGGGAUGUUGGUGGUCAGGACAAGAUCCGACCUCUGUGGAGACAUUACUUCCAAAACACACAAGGGCUUAUCUUUGUGGUUGACAGUAAUGACCGAGAUCGUGUUGUUGAGGCCAGGGAUGAGCUGCACAGGAUGUUGAAUGAGGAUGAGCUGAGAGAUGCAGUACUUCUUGUUUUUGCAAACAAGCAAGAUCUUCCCAAUGCCAUGAAUGCUGCUGAGAUUACCGAUAAACUUGGCCUUCACUCCCUCCGCCAACGCCAUUGGUAUAUCCAGAGCACAUGUGCCACUUCCGGUGAAGGGUUGUAUGAGGGAUUGGACUGGCUCUCCAACAACAUUGCCAGCAAGGCAUAGAGAUUUGUUGCUUUCAGUGACAUUGGAAUUCAAAGCUGGCCCCAAAUAGAUAAAAUAUUAUUUCAGAUCAUGUUUUUAGUGUUGCGAAAGAGAUGGUUGUUCCCCUUUGAUUUCUUAGUUUAAUCUAAAUGCAAAACUCCCAUGGUAUUUGUUCA
Molecule: messenger RNA, 852 nt
Organism: Magnolia sinica
Lineage: Eukaryota; Viridiplantae; Streptophyta; Magnoliopsida; Magnoliales; Magnoliaceae
Product: ADP-ribosylation factor
Exons: 7
Coding region: 152-697 (181 amino acids)
Biological process (GO): intracellular protein transport; vesicle-mediated transport
Cellular component (GO): cytoplasm
Molecular function (GO): GTP binding; GTPase activity
Source: RefSeq, a predicted model, not a curated record